CUUGCAAAGCAUGCAGGCCGAAUGACCAGACAAUACAAGUUUAAUAUUCAAAUGAAAAAUGUUACAAGAUUGUGUCAAACAAAGAGUAUUGUGACAGUCAAUGGCCAGUUACCAGGACCUACAAUCACUACUAGGGAAGGAGACAGACUUCUCAUCAAAGUUGUUAAUCAUGUUCAGUACAAUAUCUCUAUUCACUGGCAUGGAGUGAGACAACUAAGAAGCGCAUGGGCAGAUGGACCAGCUUAUAUUACACAAUGCCCUAUCCAAACGGGCCAAAACUAUGUAUACAAUUUCACUAUUACUGGGCAAAGGGGAACAUUGUUUUGGCAUGCUCACAUCUCAUGGCUGAGAGUUACAGUCUAUGGAGCUAUUGUUAUCCUUCCCAAGAAAGGCGUCGCUUAUCCUUUUCCUCAACCCUUUAAAGAAGUUCCUAUCAUUUUUGGUGAAUGGUGGAAUGACGAUACAGAAACAAAUAUCAAUCAAGCCCUCCAAACUGGUGGAGCUCCAAAUAUUUCGGAUGCUCAUACUAUCAACGGUCUUCCUGGACUUUUCUACAAUUGCUCCACUAAAAAUACAUUCAGAUUGAAAGUGAAACCUGGGAAAACAUAUCUAUUGAGAUUAAUCAAUGCUGCACUCGAUGAUGAGCUAUUCUUCAGUAUAGCUAACCACACCCUUACUGUUGUAGAAGUUGAUGCAGUUUAUAUAAAACCAUUUAAGACAAAUAUAAUUUUAAUAACUCCAGGACAAACUACAAAUCUCCUACUAAAAACCAUGACUCACCACCCUAACGCCACCUUUCUCAUGGCGGCGCGGCCUUACUCCUCCGGUCCCGCCGCCUUCGACAAUACAACAACCACCGCAAUCUUGGAAUAUGAAAAUCAACCCUCCACCAAAAAAAGUAACAAAUUUCCUGUAUUAAGACCUACACUCCCUAUUUUCAAUGACACAAAUUUUGUUACAAAUUUUAGCAAGAAAAUCAAAAGUCUAGCAAAUGCAAAAUUCCCAGCUAAUGUUCCAAAAAAUAUUGAUAGUCGAUUUUUUUUCACUGUUGGACUAGGAUUACAUCCAUGUCCUCAGAACCAAACAUGUCAAGGACCAAAUAAUACGAAAUUUGCAGCAUCUAUUAAUAAUGUCUCCUUUGUUCAGCCAAAUAUAGCAUUACUUCAAGCUCACUUUUUCAACCAAUCAAAUGGUGUUUAUACUACUGAUUUUCCAGCCAACCCAACAUUCAAAUUUAAUUACACAGGCAACCCACCAACCAAUAUAUUUGUGACAAGUGGCACAAAAGUUGUAGUGCUUUCUUAUAAUACUAGAGUGGAGUUGGUUUUACAAGACACUAGUAUUCUUGGUGCUGAAAGUCACCCUCUUCAUCUUCAUGGGUUCAAUUUCUUUGUUGUUGGUCAAGGAUUUGGAAAUUACAAUCCUAGUCAAGAUCCUGUUAAUUUCAACCUCGUUGACCCUGCUGAAAGGAACACUGUUGGUGUGCCAGCUGGUGGCUGGGUCGCCAUUCGCUUCCUUGCCGACAAUCCAGGAGUGUGGUUUAUGCAUUGUCACCUUGAAGUUCACACAAGCUGGGGAUUGAAAAUGGCUUGGAUUGUAAUGGAUGGAAAAGGCCGCAAACAGAAGCUUCCUCCUCCACCUGCUGAUCUUCCUAAGUGUUAAUCCUCUUUAAUUUGUUUUCUUCAUUAAUUUUUCGUGUUUUUCUUACAUUGUAUAAUUUAUUAAUAUUGCUAAGAGCGUCUAAUGUUCUUUGAAUUUCUGAUUAUGCCCCUUCGCUUGUAAUGAAAUUCAAAGUGAGGAGUCCUUUGCCACAAGUUUUGCAAAA
Molecule: messenger RNA, 1825 nt
Organism: Nicotiana tabacum (common tobacco)
Lineage: Eukaryota; Viridiplantae; Streptophyta; Magnoliopsida; Solanales; Solanaceae
Product: laccase-4-like
Biological process (GO): lignin catabolic process
Cellular component (GO): apoplast
Molecular function (GO): hydroquinone:oxygen oxidoreductase activity; copper ion binding
Source: RefSeq, a predicted model, not a curated record